AUGUCGUCUACCGAAGAGCCUGUGAAUGUUGCCGUUGAUACGGAUGUCGAAAUCGCGCCCCCGGCUACCCCGGUAGACUUGUCAAUGCUCUCGGGCGGCGAGGAUGCCAGCAAGUCGAGCCCCGAGGCAUCCAAGGAGAAUGACCCAGUAUCUUCAGUCAAGACCUCCACUGGUACUACCUCCGUAUCUAAGCGUCCAGUGUCGAGCUCCACGGCUGCUAAACGGCCCACAUCCUCUUCGACGGCCACGUCAAGGACCGCAACCUCGACCACGCGGGCCGCGACUUCCUCUACGAGCUCGCUGAGCAAGCCCCCAACUCGGCCGACAACAACUUCAGCCACUCGGAAGCCUUUGAGCUCGUCGACAACUUCAUCUCAUCGAUCCCGACCCUCCGUCAGCAGCUCUGCGGAUGAGAAGCCUCAGUCAAUUGCCAGCUCUGGCGAUGAGAAGCGUGGUAUUUCCAGCACAGCCAAGCGCAUGUCUAUGGCUGGUACAGCUUCAACUCGGGCCCCAUUGAAGACUUCCUCAACUCUGGACCGCAGAUCGAGUGUCGCUGGCUCAAGUCUGGAGAAGAAGCCAGCCACUAGCACCACCGCUUCACGUGCGGCUACUUCUACCAGCAAGCCCGUUGGUCGACUCACUUCUGCGACUGGACCCGCCAGCCGUACUACCACAUCUACUACUGCGACUCGACCUCUGACUCGCCCGGCGACUACGUCCACUACCACUCGGCCAAGCACGUCUUCUUCGUCGACAGAUCCUGCCAAGAAGCGAUUGAGCACUCUGUCCAGUGCCACAAAAAAUGCCGGUGAUACGGAAAAGUUGCAGGCUCUCCAGUCCAAGCUUAUGGAGAGUGAGGAGACGGUUGCCAGCCUCAAGGCCGAGCUUGAUUCCGUAAACGAGAAGCUUAGCCAGUUGUCUGUCUCUGGAGAGGAUAUGGCCAAGGAUGACGACGUUACCAAUUCCGUUCAUGCAGAGCACGCAGCAGCGCUUGAGAAGCUGACCUCUGCCCAUGCGGAGGAACUUCAGUCCCUACAGGCGCGUCUUAAGGAGGCUGAGUCUCAGAAUAAGGAACUUGAAGAAAAGUCACAGAAGGAAUUGGAGGAGGCCAAGCAGUCUGCCACGGCUUCCGGCGAUCGCGAGACCGCUGUUGCUCUUGAGGAACUCAAGGAGAACCACAAGGCUCAAUUAAAUGCCAUAGAGAAGGAGGUCGCAGAUCACAAGGCUGCCGCUGCUUCAUUUGAAGAGCAGAUCAAUCUGCUGAAGUCAGAGCUUGAGUCGCAGAAGGCUAGCCAACAAGAGGAGAAGGCUUUGGCUCUCGAUAGCCUUGAGCGCGAGCUGAACGGCCGAGAUCAAGUCAUCGAUAACUUGAACAACGAAUUUAAGAGGCUCACUACUUCCAAGGAUUCAGAGAUCAUUGCUGCCAAGGAGGCGUCGAACGUCUUGAUCUCCGAACUGCAGGAGCAGGUCACAUCACUAAAAGCCAAGCUUGUCGAGGCGGCGUCUGCUGCCCAGCAGCCCGAGGAGAUCACCAGCUCGCUCACUGAAAAGGAAACUGAGAUUAAUGAGCUCAAGGAGGCACUUGAGAAGCUCCAGGGCGAACUAAAGGAGGCUCAGGAUGGCGCUACCAGUGACAUUAGCUCCCAGCUGAAGGAGCUGGAGACUUCUCACGAGGCUGCAAUUGCAAAUCUCAAGGCAGAGCAUGACAGCGCCUUGAGCUCUCUUUCUGCAUCCCACGCCGAGGAACUUGCUCUCGCUAAGACUGCGGCCGAGUCUACUGGCACCGAGAACUCCCGGCAGCUUCAGGAGCUUCGCGACUCAUUGGAGGCUGCUAAGUCUGCCACCCAGGGCAACCACGAAAGCGCUAUUGCAGAAUUGACGGCUGCGCAUGAGGUAGAGCUCAAGGUUCUGCAGGCAAAGUUCGAGGAAUCCGAGAAAGCCCUUGUUGAUUACCGCACCGCUCUUGAGGAGGGCAAGGCUUCUGCUCAAGAGGAUGCGAUUAGAGAAAUUGAUGCUCUCCGCCACAAGGUUGAAUUGCUGGAGACACAGCUGGCCACUGGAUCUGGCGAAAUCAAGGCUUUGCAGCAGGAAGUUCAGGCCAAGCAGGCUGAGGCUGAGCAGCUGCACACCAGCUUGAAGAAUGUUGAGAGCCAGUUCCAGGAGAAGGACGCCCAGCACGACCGCAAGUUAAAGGAGCAGGAUAGCAAGAUGAAGGCUUUAGAAGACAAGGCUGCCGAGGCGACUCGACUUCUGGAUGAGCAGACCGCUCAGGCUGCCGCUGUUGCUGAGAAGCACGCCAUGGAACUGGAGGCCUUGAAGGUUGAGCACGCUGCUGAACUUCAGCGUGUCAGACAGGAGGCUUCCAGCUCUCAGGGAGGUGCUCUGGAGGAGCUCCAGCUGAAGCACGACGAUCUUCUUCUAAAGAAAAAAGAACUCGAGUCUGCCCACAUCACCUAUGCCACUCGCGUUGAGGCGCUUGAGACUGAGCUGAAGUCGGCUUUGGAGCGCCACGCUGAAGAAAUUGCCGCUCACACCGAUUCUCGUGACAAGCAGACUUCUGAAUUCCAGAAGCAGUUCGCUGAGACCCAGGCCCAGUUGCAAGCCGAGCUUGAAUCUCUUCGGGCUUCAAGCAAGGUCGACCAGGAAUCUCACGCCAAGCAAGUUGCCGACCUCCAGCAGGGCUUUGAGGAGACCAAGGCCAGGCUGCAGAUCGAGCUUCAGGCCGUGCAGACAUCUAAGGCGGCUGAUGCCGAUGCCGAGCAUGGUAAGGCCAUCGAGGAGCUCCUGACUCUCCAGGAAGCCAAGGUGGCCGGUGUGAAGGAACAGCUUGAGGCAUCGCACAACACAAAGAUUGAUGAGCUUCAGCGAACUCACGAGGCUGCUCUGGCUAGCGUCAAUGAGCAGCUUGCCCAGGCUACGGCUGUUGCUCAAGACACCUCCGUUCUCGAUAGUUUGAAGGCGACCAUUGCAGAGCUCGAGCAGAAACUGAUUGCUUCGGAGAAGACCCAUGCUACGGCUCAAGAAACCGCUGUCUCUGCUUUGCGGGACCUCCAGGAGAGGCACGCUGCUGAGAUCUCCAGGAUUCAGGCCGCCCACGCCGAGCUCGGCCAGAAGCAUGACGCGGCUAUCACUCAGGUCGAAGACCUGCAAAAAUCCGCCGCCGCCUCGAGCAGUAGCAAAUCAGAGCUGGACUCUGCUUUGAAGCAGCUUGCUCAGUACCGUGAGGAGUACGAGACUUUGAAGAUGAAGCACGCCAACACCAGCGAAGAGCUGGAAGAGUACCAAGCCACCGCCAAGAUCAUGGAGGAGAAGCUUGCCGCCGGUGAGCGUGACCUUGGCGAGCAGAUUGACAAGAACAUGCAACUCCUCAAUCAACUUGGCGACGUGGAUGCUGCAAUUUCUGGCAGCCGUCGCCGCGUCCGUGAGCUUGAGGCCGAACUUGCUGCCUUAAAGGCAUCGAACACUAAGAGCUCCUCAUCUGGCCUUGAGGCCAGCAAAUGGGCCUCCGCAGAGGAGGGCGAAGAGAAAGCUGAGGGAGGUCCAGCCACAGAAGGUGAGGACCUUGACCUUGGUUCAUCCAUCGAGGGAACGGUGGGAGAUCCCCGUUUCAAGUCUUCCUACUCCUCAUAUUUGCCCGACUUUCAUCCAUUUACAUGA
Penicillium maclennaniae is the source of this 3657-nucleotide messenger RNA. Its product is annotated as M protein repeat protein. Gene Ontology annotation, cellular component: Golgi apparatus. Gene Ontology annotation, molecular function: small GTPase binding. Gene Ontology annotation, biological process: Golgi vesicle transport. The transcript has a single exon. Bases 1 to 3657 code for a protein of 1218 amino acids. The record is from RefSeq and is a predicted model, not a curated record. Lineage: Eukaryota; Fungi; Ascomycota; Eurotiomycetes; Eurotiales; Aspergillaceae.